AUGGCAACACCCACAGCCCAACUCUCAAACCCCUACUGGCACACCUCAACGCAAACCGUGAAGUCCCAGCCGGACACUAACAUGCCAAUUCCCUGGAUCGGCUACCCGCGCGAUGACCAGACAGCACUCAUGGCGCCCUACUCGAAAGGUCUCCCGUUGGCCGCCAAGCGCCAGCGCUGGAGGCAGAUCUGGUCCACGGUCCCAUCGCAUUGGUCGUUCAAGCCCAGCGAUGAUGACUUGAUGCGGGAUGUUGAGGACAACUUUGGCAUGUUUGUGAGAUGGGAGGCGAGGCUGAUGAGACGAUCGCGAGAGACUGGGCUUGGUCGGGUGGGGAAGGCUGCGGUGGGGAGAUUCGGGGAGGCUGUGGCCGGUGAUGGUGUGCUGACCGAGGACAGUGACUUCGUCUUUGUGGCUAUUGACUUCGAGGGCCAGCACGGUGUGAAGACUGGGAUCAAAGAGUUCGGAGUGGCGGUGCUUGAUACCAGGUCAUGUUUGCGAUCCCUCGGGCGGAAAAGCGCCAGCGGUGAGACUGCGAUAACAUGCCUGAGCUAUGCUCGCACACACAGUGCGUCUCGGCAUUUCCAAUACGGCACUACGACCAAGAUGGACGCGGACCUCGUGAGCGAGCUGAUAACCAGCCAUCUUGCGAUUCAGGAUGAUGAGGAUAUUCAGGCCACACGCUUGCGGAAGGUGGUUCUCGUAGGCCAAAGCAUCAAGCAGGAGCUUUACAACAUAGAGCAAUUGGGUCUCGACGUCCGGCAGCUGGGAGUGGUAGGGAUCAUCGACACAUUCGACUUGGGUCAAAGCACGUUUGGCAAAAGCCUCCGCCUGAGAGAUAUCAUGGAUCGAUUGGAGAUGCCGCAAGGGGAGCACUCGUAUCAUACUGCUGGCAAAGAUGCAUGUUUUGCGCUCCAAGCUAUGCUGGCGAUGCUGGUGCGAAGGCAUCGGAUGGAUGCAUCGUAUCCGGAGCGUCUUGAUUGGUUGGACCAGGUGGCGCGAAGCGUGGAAGCCAGGCCACAGUACAUGGACAAGGAACCGGAGGAGGACUGGGAGGACUGCCUCGGUGGUAACUGCUUCAACGCUUUUGCCGCAGACUGA
This is a messenger RNA of Fulvia fulva, 1098 nucleotides long. RefSeq lists its product as uncharacterized. Bases 1 to 1098 code for a protein of 365 amino acids. NCBI's taxonomy places the organism in Eukaryota, Fungi, Ascomycota, Dothideomycetes, Mycosphaerellales, Mycosphaerellaceae. Gene Ontology annotation, cellular component: nucleus. The transcript is spliced from 2 exons. The record is from RefSeq and is a predicted model, not a curated record.